CAACAUUGAAAACCAAACUAACAACAACAACCCUCUCUCUCUCUCUCUAUUUUUCAUCAUCAUCAUCAUCAUGCAGAUCGGCUCUACUCCUGCUCUCAACUCUAAUCAAUUUCAGGCGGCAUCACAAGCCAGCUUUAACAUGAAAAUGUCUCCUCUAAACCCAUUAACAAGACGUUCUUCCUCUAAUUUAACUCGAGUUCAUCUUGCUAACCUCGAAAAACUCCUCCAGAAGCCUCCUCUGCCUGAGAAACUUAGCACACAAACUGCUCGAGAGAAUGUCUCUGAGAAUAUUAGUACUGGGUCGUCCGAGAAAAGGGGGAGAAAUCUACUGGAGGGUCUGAACUUGGCCCGGAUAUGGCCUGAGAUGAGAGCAGCUGAUGAAAUGUCCCCGAGGCAUCUCAACCGGCUUCAGCAGCUGCUUACCAAGACGGGUGAGGGUGAGUAUUCACCCAGAAACAAUCUGGGCCGUCGGUGGAGAGACUAUCACGGUCGUAACGAUUGGGAAGGACUAAUAGAUCCGCUCGACGAGAAUCUUCGCCGUGAGGUUGUACGGUACGGCGAGUUCAUCCAAGCCGCUUACCGUUUCUUCCACUCGAACCCGGCCACGCCCCUCGACGAGCCCCCCAAGGCUCGACAUGUAGCGUUGCCGGACAGGACUUAUAAGGUGACCAAGAGCCUCUAUGCGACGUCGUCUGUUGGUUUGCCGAAAUGGGUCGACGACGUAGCGCCUGAUCUCGGGUGGAUGACCCAGAGAUCGAGCUGGGUCGGGUACGUCGCUGUUUGCGACGACAAGAGGGAAAUCCAACGGAUGGGGAGAAGGGAUAUCGUAAUCUCGCUUCGUGGGACCGCCACGUGUCUCGAGUGGGCGGAAAAUGUGAGGGCUCAACUGAUCCAAAUGCCUGACGAAGAAGAACAAGGCCAUGACCCGGACCUGGACCUGGAUACCCAUAGCCAUAAACACCAACCCAAAGUUGAGUGCGGAUUUUUGAGCUUGUUCAAAACACGUGGUGCUCACGUGGAGAGUUUGGCUGAGUCUGUUGUUGAAGAGAUCAAGCGCCUAAUGGAGUUAUACAAAGGUGAGCAACUAAGCAUAACGGUCACUGGCCACAGCCUAGGAGCUGCCCUGGCCUUACUAGUAGGCGAUGAACUGAGCACAUGCGCCGAGGACGUGCCGCCCAUUGCUGUCUUCUCGUUCGGCGGUCCCCGGGUGGGGAACCGUGGCUUUGCUAACCGAAUUAACGAUAAAAAUGUCAAGGUCCUAAGAAUUGUGAACUCACAAGACGUGAUCACUAGAGUUCCCGGGGCGUUUUUAGGUGAAGCCAUGAACGACGAGAAUGAAAGGAAGACAGGAGUUAUUGGGGGAGUGCUUGAAAUGUUGGAGGACAACAUGCCCUUAGCAUACUCACAUGUUGGGACAGAACUUAGGGUGGACACAAAAAUGUCACCUUAUCUUAAGCCUAAUGCGGAUAUGGCUUGUUGUCAUGAUUUAGAGGCUUACCUACAUUUAGUGGAUGGUUUUUUGGCUUCUAAUUGUCCAUUUAGAUCAAACGCUAAGCGAAGCUUGGCUAGGUUGCUUCAAGACCAAGGAUCUAAUGUGAAGAAGUUGUAUACUAGUAAGGCCAAGUCCUUGAGUUUGAAUCUUGAAAGAAAGCAGGGACUAAUGCACUUCCCUAUUAGCUUACCUAGUCCAUCUUGAAAUAAAAGUGUGACUUUAGAGAAUAAUGUGUUGCGCACAUAUAGUAUACUUAAUUUGUACAAAGAGGAAAUAUGCAUGUAUGCAUAUUUAUUAUAUAUAACUCACCCAUUAUGUGUAACUAAUUAAUGUUCACUUUUGGGGUGGUGUAAUUCUAUCAGGUAAGAUUAUGGUGUUUUAUAUAUACUACUAUAGCUUGUGUUUAUUUA
This is a messenger RNA of Humulus lupulus (European hop), 1902 nucleotides long. Its product is annotated as phospholipase A1-Ibeta2, chloroplastic. Gene Ontology annotation, biological process: lipid metabolic process. The transcript has a single exon. The record is from RefSeq and is a predicted model, not a curated record. NCBI's taxonomy places the organism in Eukaryota, Viridiplantae, Streptophyta, Magnoliopsida, Rosales, Cannabaceae. Bases 71 to 1696 code for a protein of 541 amino acids. Gene Ontology annotation, molecular function: glycerophospholipase activity.